UGAAAACACUGAAUAUCAUAUACGGCCACAUUCAAAUAGUGCGGAACUCUACUGAGUCAUCAUGUUUGUUCAUCAUUCAGAAUUUGUGCCUGCACCAAAUACCAUUGGAAAUAUGGCACUGCUACCCUUACGCACAAAAUUUCGAGGACCUGCGCCUAUGAAUAUGGAUUUGGAAAAAGAUAUUAUUGACGAAGCUCUCUAUCUUUUUAAAUCACUCAUAUUUCUUCGACAGUACGAAUUAAAAAGUGAAGCUGAUCGCGUACUUGUUUAUCUCGUUCUAUAUAUUUUGGAAUGCUUAAGAAAAUUACAAAGGUGUCCAAAUAGAACUUCUGGAGCUAAAGAAUUAGCUGCAAUGGCCAUAAGUCGUUUUGAUAUACCAGGUGAUCCAGAUUUUCCUCGAGAAUUAAACAAUAUGUAUGCUAAACCGAAAAAUCCCACAGAAAUGGAAACAAUGCGCGGUUAUUUAACUCAGUUAAGACAAGAGUUAGGUGUACGAUUAUUAGAUAAAGUCUACCGUGAUGAUAAUAGCCCACCUAGUAAGUGGUGGUUGUGCUUUGGUAAGCGUCGUUUCAUGGAUCAAUCCUUAACGCCAUUGGGAGUUUUCUAAGAAAAGCGUUUUUUUUUACAUAUACUCUGAGUAUUUUAUCGUUGUUUGUUUCUCUUCUAUGACAGUAACUUUCAGUUUUUCUAAUCUAAUAUUUUUUAUUGUUUACUUGAAUAAACAGAUUGUCAAAUAAAUUUCCACUUCUCUCAUACUAAUGAUUAUCGUAUACCAAUAUCGUUCGCGGCACGUAUU
Schistosoma margrebowiei is the source of this 796-nucleotide messenger RNA. Lineage: Eukaryota; Metazoa; Platyhelminthes; Trematoda; Strigeidida; Schistosomatidae. The record is from the annotation of a GenBank genome assembly.